Messenger RNA from Oncorhynchus masou masou (cherry salmon), 1746 nucleotides. It is a transcript of the gene ppil4, whose product is annotated as peptidylprolyl isomerase (cyclophilin)-like 4. Bases 42 to 1418 code for a protein of 458 amino acids. The record is from RefSeq and is a predicted model, not a curated record. Gene Ontology annotation, molecular function: peptidyl-prolyl cis-trans isomerase activity; RNA binding. Lineage: Eukaryota; Metazoa; Chordata; Actinopteri; Salmoniformes; Salmonidae. Gene Ontology annotation, cellular component: nucleus. The transcript has 12 exons. Gene Ontology annotation, biological process: protein peptidyl-prolyl isomerization.
AAACAAGAGCGCGUGCGCAGCUGCGCAGUCACCCUGCAAACAUGGCGGUUCUUCUUGAAACAACAUUGGGUGAUAUCGUCAUUGAUUUAUUUACAGAAGAAAGGCCUAAAACAUCCCUGAAUUUCCUGAAGUUAUGCAAAAUAAAAUUCUACAAUUACUGCCUCAUCCACAAUGUCCAGAGAGAUUUUAUUGUGCAGACUGGAGAUCCCACUGGGACUGGCCGUGGUGGAGAAUCUGUCUAUGGUAAACUAUAUGGAGACCAGGCCCGCUUCUAUGAUGCAGAGAAAAACCCACGGAUCAAACACAGAAAGAAGGGGAUGGUGUCCAUGGUGAACAAUGGCAGUGACCAACAUGGUUCUCAGUUCCUGAUCACCACUGGUGAGAACUUGGACUACCUGGAUGGGGUCCACACUGUGUUCGGAGAGGUGUCAGAGGGUAUGGACGUCUUGGCCAAGAUCAAUGAGACCUUCGUUGACAAGGAUUUCAUCCCUUUUCAGGAUAUCAGAAUAAACCACACUGUGAUCCUGGAAGACCCUUUCGAUGACCCUGCUGACUUGCCUGUGCCUGACCGUUCCCCUGAGCCUACCAAGGAACAGCUGGAUAGUGGUCGUAUUGGAGCUGAUGAAGUGAUCAACGACACAGAUGGGAAGAAGGCUGAGGAGCUGGAUGAGCUGCUGAAGGAGAAGGAGGCCAAGACACAGGCUAUCCUGCUGGAGAUGGUGGGUGAUCUCCCUGAUGCGGAAGUGAAACCUCCUGAGAAUGUGCUGUUUGUGUGUAAGCUGAACCCUGUGACCACAGAUGAAGACCUGGAGAUCAUUUUCUCCCGCUUCGGACUUAUUAAGUGCUGUGAGAUCAUCAGAGACUGGAAGUCAGGAGAGUCUCUGUGCUAUGCUUUCAUCGAGUUUGAAAAGGAGGAGGACUGUGAAAAGGCCUUCUUCAAGAUGGACAAUGUGCUCAUAGAUGACAGGCGCAUACACGUAGACUUCAGCCAGUCUGUUUCAAAGAUCAAAUGGAAAGGCAAAGGUGGAAAGUAUACCAAGGAUGACUUCAAGGCCUAUGAAAAAGACGCGGGAUCCAAAUUAGCUCUUAAGGAUAAAGUCAAACCUAAGCAGGACUCCAAAUACGACCUGCUUUUAGAGGAAGAGGAAGAAGGAACAAGCCAUCGGCAUGCUGAGAAAAAACACAAGGAUAAGAAACACAAUCACUCAGAUGACGAGGACACCAGGAAAUCCAAGAAAUCCAAGUGGAACAGUGAGGAGCCCAGGUGGGAGAAAAAGACAGACCGGCAGCAUUCACGCUCCAGGGAAAGAGACCGCCACCACAAGCACAGCAAGUCCCGUGAAAAGCACCGCCCAGAGAGGAGCCGCAGUCGCUCACCCAAGAAGUCUAAAGACAAGGAGAGGAGCAGACACCGAUGAUGAGAGAGGGAGAGGAACAGGGUUGAGGCCAAUUCCAUUUCAAUUCCCCAUCCAUAUACUGAAUUGGAAAAUCAUCUUUGAAAAAUAAAUGUCACUUCAUUUCAUGAAUUGACUAAAUUGAAAUGGAAUUGGACCGCCCUGAUACCUGUCACUGUGGCCCCUACUACCCCAACACCACCCAUGUCUGAGAGAGCAGCACUAGGGACUCGGCCCUCACAUUACAUGGGGGGAUAUCCUGGGAUGUUUACCCUAAUUACCUGGAAGUAACACAGUGUUACAUAACCUGAGAACACUGCUCAUUAUGAAUAAUAAAACAUUUCAGCCUGAA